Babjeviella inositovora NRRL Y-12698 is the source of this 1983-nucleotide messenger RNA. It is a transcript of the gene SST2, whose product is annotated as GTPase-activating protein. The coding region runs from base 1 to 1983 and encodes 660 amino acids. Gene Ontology annotation, biological process: intracellular signal transduction. The transcript has a single exon. The record is from RefSeq and is a predicted model, not a curated record. NCBI's taxonomy places the organism in Eukaryota, Fungi, Ascomycota, Pichiomycetes, Serinales.
AUGAUCGAGAUUAGCCCUCAGACCCUCCACGAAGAUGUAUCUCGAAAACUCAAGAGAGCACCCAACGGAUGUAUAUACACCAAGGAUUUAAAAGAUAUUUUUUCCUUGUUGAUCAUAUGUCUCGACCUCGACGACAAGGUGCCUAAAUCGAAGUUUAAUCCUUUGUCUGCCAAGACCUUUCCGUAUGCCUUCACACUUGAGCGUGCAAUCGAAACAAUGGCCCACCUCAACUUAACCAUAAACCUGGAAUACACCAGUACUGUCAUAUCGUACACCGUUAAGACCGAGCUUGCCACCAUCUUGUUGAAAUCAUUUAUGGAGUCAAAGAUGAUUCACGCACCAGCUGACCGAACCCGCUCUGAGCCGAAGCAUGGGGUGUUGUUGCAACCAACGGCCAAGGGUGUGGCCGUUCUUCAGAUAUUUUGUCAAAAAUUGGGGAUUAAGGGGAAUCUUAUGCCCCCAAUCUUGCUGAGUCCCUUUAAUUCUAUGGAGCUCUUGGCCUUUGAGCGAAGUAUCGCUACCGAUACGAUUAUCUACCUGCAGUAUCUCUCUCACCUUGUCUUUGCAAAACUCAUGGGUCCUUCUCCUAAUGUAUGGAGCCCCAGUAGUGAUCCAGAUCCAAUAUCCAUCAGAAAAGGAAAGGAGGAGCUCUUUAAUGAUUUGUUUGACUUUGGUUCUACGGCUGACAGUUUUAUGGUACAUUGGGAUGACAUUGGGGCUGCCUCUACCUGUAAGGGAAACCCUUCUCAGAUGCCUGAAACCCCAACACAGGUCUCACCAUUUGCCCAUAGGUUUUUCACUAAUCCCGAAUCGGAUUCCCAUGUGCAGUAUUACGUUUCAGAUAAAGGCGUCAGGUUGUUCCAUAACAAGAAAUUCGGGUCCGAUAAUACCCAGCUCCAGUAUACCUUUACCGGGAAAGCUGCCUUACAGUGGCUCAUGGAUUGCACGGACAUUAUGUAUGCGAGAGAGGCGAGGGCCGUUCUUAAUUUGAUUCACACAAGUGGAUUGAUUCGACCAGUAAGACUAACUCCUUCCACCAGUCCUGCUAACGGAUUUCAGGUCUCUAAAACAUCAUAUUAUGCCUUGAAUAUUGUGGGUGUUGAAGAAAUGGAAUGGAAUCUAUCGUGCCCGCAGGUAGUACUCACUCUGUCAGAAAUUGAGCAUUCCACUCAUUGUUUAAAGACGGGGAGUAUAAGAGAUAUCCACAGAUCAAGUGGCGAGGGAAGUUCCAAUUCUAUCAGGUCUGUGGCAGAAAGGGAAACCAACCUUGAGGAUGUUUUGCGGGAUCCCGGUUUGCGGUACGUGUUCAAGAGGUACUUGGAGGAGCGUUUCUGUGCUGAGAAUUUGGAGGUGUAUCUUGAGCUAAAGAAAUAUCAAAAAUUGUACCAAGCAUAUCUCAAUCUCCUCAAAGGCAUGAAGGUUACGGAGAAAUUCCGACAGGAAAACAGUCUGGUUUUCAGCCAAGUGGUAAAUCCCUUCCAAGACCAGAAGGGAUCCAUGGCCAUUCGCAAGAAUAUACAAUUGAGCGAUGCCGUCGCCAAUCUUUCCAACGAGUGCUUAUCAUGUGCUUACAAUAUUUAUACGUCUUAUAUCGCCAUUGGAGCUCCGCUACAGUUAAACCUUAACCACGAGAUUAGAGAGAUUAUUGGAGAGGUGAUGGUGCAUCCUCACUCACCUAUUAUGCAACACUUCAACUUCAUGGAAAGCCCGAGUACGACCGAAGAGAGACUUCUGGGUAUGGUUUCCAGUGAUAUGCAAGGUGGAGGACCGAAGGUUAUCGGGGUGACGGAAGGACCAAUAGCUUCGAUGGUUUCUGUGUCCCCUACUGAGUUUAGUGAGGUUUCUCGUUUUCUUCAUACCAUCACUCCGUUGCUCGAAAAGGUGGAGAGAAAAAUAUAUCGGUUGAUGGAGAUUGAUUCCUUUCCCAAGUUUCUUACCUCUCUGCUGUAUCCUGAAAGUACAAAAAUACAAGUGACGCUAUAG